AUGUUGCCCACUCCGUCGACCUCGCAUGUGGCCUUCGACACAAUCUACGAACCAGCAGAAGACAGCUAUCUCUUCCUUGAUACCCUAUCUGACAUCGAUGAGUCCAUAUGGCUCUCCGAAAGAUUUAGCCCGGGAGCAUCUGACCAGGGAAGUGGUCCUCUUCCAACCAGUACCACCUCUCCAUCGCCAGUUGUCGUUGAAGUUGGGACAGGCUCCGGAGUGAUCCUCGGGUUUCUUGCUGCAAACUGCAAGGCAAUUCUAGGAAGAUCCGACAUACUAACUAUAGGCACUGAUGUGAAUCGAAAAGCGUGCAGUGCAACUCGACAGACUGUCAAAGUUGCCAUGUCAGACAAUUACUCGGUGGAAAACUUCAGAGCUACGCCAGCAAACAAGGAGGGAACGAAUGCAAAGGUGCCAAAACCAGCCCAACCCCUUGCUGUGAUUACAGGAGAUCUCUGCUCUCCAUUGCGCGCUGGUAUGGUUGAUAUCCUAUUAUUCAACCCUCCAUAUGUACCAACUCCAGAGCUCCCACAUCUCCCUUCGUCGUUAGAGGCCACCUCUAGUGCAAGCGGGAUGUCCAAAUUUGAAAUUGAGUCUUAUUUCUUAUCUCUCACCUAUGCUGGAGGUGAACAUGGAAUGGAAAUUACGGACCGGUUGUUGGAUUCAAUUCCUCAUGUUUUGAACCCUGAGCGUGGGGUAGCCUACGUCUUGUUAUGUGCGCAGAAUAAACCCCAAGAAGUCAUGGACCGGAUUAAUGGGUGGGGAAACGGCUGGAAGACAGAAAUAGCUGGUAGAAGUGGUACGAAAGCUGGAUGGGAGCGACUAGUUAUCGUCAGGAUAUGGAGGAAUUGA
Trichophyton verrucosum HKI 0517 is the source of this 852-nucleotide messenger RNA. RefSeq lists its product as uncharacterized. The transcript has a single exon. The coding region runs from base 1 to 852 and encodes 283 amino acids. Gene Ontology annotation, molecular function: S-adenosylmethionine-dependent methyltransferase activity; nucleic acid binding; protein methyltransferase activity. The record is from RefSeq and is a predicted model, not a curated record. Gene Ontology annotation, cellular component: eRF1 methyltransferase complex. Gene Ontology annotation, biological process: methylation. Lineage: Eukaryota; Fungi; Ascomycota; Eurotiomycetes; Onygenales; Arthrodermataceae.